CCCAGAAUUCUGCAUAACAAAAUGGCGUGUUUUUAUGGUUGAUGAUAUCAAUCGAAUUACACACCAUUUUCUACAUUCCACGUUUAUUACUAACCCUUAGUAAGAUUUCUAAAUGAAAUAAUUUAAAAACGGCAAAAAUAAAGCUCAAAGAGUGGUUGAAGAAGAUACCAUCUUCGAUUAAGUUCCUUUCAUGUGGAAUGGCCUACCGUAGACACCAUUCUUACAGAGAACGUCAUUACGACACAAACAGCAGUGAUAGUGAUUAUUCGGAAGCAGAUGAAAGAAAAAAGACUUGUAUUAAACAUAAAAGUUCAAUUGGUCCAACGCGAUCUAAACCCUGUUUAGUGAAUAGAGUAAGGUCGUUAAGUUUGGAGAAUACAAGCAGCAACGAAGAAGGUCCAUCAGAGCCCAGUCACUUGAGAGAAGUAGUGUCUUAUUCAUUGCCAAGAAGUCAUCAUCAGCAAGCAGCGGUUUUAUCACCGCGUUAUCCACUUUAUAACACCAAUAGAGAUGACCGUUUUUUUUUCGUUGAUUUUGUUGACAAGAAAAUAUCUAGCAAUAAUAACAUGUUGAAUCCACCUACAGUAGCUGUUAAUCCACUUCCGAAAUGUGCCAGUCCCCGUCCUGGAGGCGAACGGUUGACCCUGGUGGUAGAUGAUACCCGGUUUGUUGUUGAUCCCGAGUUGUUUCGAGCUCAACCUGAAACUAUGUUAGGAAGAAUGUUUACAUCAUCUCUUGAAAACAACUUUACUCGUCCAAAUGAAAGAGGUGAAUUUGAAGUUGCAGAUGGCAUUUCAGCUCCUAUUUUCCGUUCAAUUUUGGAUUAUUAUAGAACUGGUAUUGUUCGUUGCCCUCCAAGUACACCAGUCCAUGAACUCCGAGAAGCCUGUGAUUACCUGCUCAUUCCUUUUGAUGCUACAACUGUGAAGUGCCAAAAUCUAAGAGGUUUCUUGCACGAAUUAUCCAACGAAGGGGCCAGGCAACAAUUUGAACAUUUUGUAGAAGAAUUGAUUUUACCGGUUAUGGUUCAGUGUGCUCAGCAUGGUGAAAGAGAAUGUCAUAUAGUAGUUUUAGCUGAAGAUGAUUUAGUAGAAUGGGAUGAAGAAUUUCCACCUCAGAUUGGAGAAGAUCAGUCUCAAAUUAUUACCAGCAACCAUAUGUGUCGUUUUUUUAAAUAUGUAGAAAAUAGAGAUGUAGCGAAGCAAGUUUUGAAAGAAAGAGGAUUGAAAAAAAUUAGAUUAGGAAUAGAGGGUUAUCCAACAUACAAAGAGAAAAUCAAAAGACGUCCCGGUGGUAGACCAGAAGUUAUCUAUAAUUAUGUGCAAAGGCCAUUCUUUAAGAUGUCUUGGGAGAAAGAAGAGGCUAGGUCUAGACAUGUUGAUUUCCAGUGUGUGAAGAGUAAAUCAAUUACGAAUCUUGCUGCUGCUGCUGACGCACAAACAGAACAAAGCAUUGUCCAGCAAGAACAAGAUGGAACAAUUAAUGUGAUUCCACCCCAACCCUCCCCUUCUGAACCCUACCCAGGGGUACAGAUACCCCCAGAAGGUGAUGCUGAGUAACCAUAAUCCUGUUGAACUUUUUAUCAAUGUUUGUUUUGGAUUUCUGUCAGAUGCAUGCUAUAAAAUAGCCAUCUAAUUCCAUAGUACUUUACAAGAAUUGAGUUGUGAUUUCUUCUGAGUGUCUGAUAUGUUUCUCUGGUAAAUAUAAACCAAUUGCAUGACCACAGGAACCAAUAUUUUUGUAAACCUAGUAAAAUGUGCAUCAGUUGUUUUAUAAAUGGACUAUCAUAUGAGGAAUAUUUUAAUGGUGGCAAACCAGUAGUCUUACAUGUAACGACUGUUAGAAUAUUGAACAUUCUUGAUUUCAUCAGGUGCUGAUUCAAGCAUAAUAAAUACAAAAUUCAUUAUUAUUAUUGUACAGUAUUGAGUGUUAUUCUGUUUUUUUAUUUGUUUCUUUGGUAACAAACCUCCAUGUAUUGAAAUUCAAGAAACUAAUGUUAGUUAAUAUUUUUGGAGAAAAGUGUAUGAAAAAUUUUAGGUUAUCAUGUUCCAAUGUAAAUGGGCUGUGUGUAGUAGGAACAUGUAUUUUUUAGGCUCAAAGGCUCAAUUUACUAUUUUUGAGGAAUGUCAUGUCUCAGUUAACUUAAAUGGUUAAAAUAAACUACCAGAAGUUAUUUACAAGGAGAUAAAAUCUGAUAAUCUUAUCUCUAUUAAUCAAGUAUAACUACCAAUACUUCAAUUUCUGUAAUUGCAGUCAAAUUGUAUUUUAUGUUAAGAUCUAGUAAAUAUACAAAUAUAUUCAAGUGAAAAACCUACAUGUAUUAAAGAAGUUGUGUUAAGAGUUAAAACAAUUCAGUAGAUCUGAAGUUAUUUUUCCUAUGUUUAUUUAGAUUUAACUUACAUACUGCACUUGAGUAAUUUGAUCUGGGACCAAAUUCUGUUGUAUUAUAAUUUUGGGUGUAUUGAUAACCACAGCUUAAUCAAAUAUUAACAUAUAAAUACAGGUGUAUUUAAUUUAAUGGCCUAUUUAUCCAUUUGUACAGCCAAAUUUUUAUAACAAUUUUUUUUUUAUUCCUACAAGAAAUGUUAAAAAUAUUUGAUACCUUUUUAGGGUACAUUUUGUAUUCCAAGUUCAGUAUAACAUUUGAUCAAGAGUAUUACGUAGAGCCUUUCUAGAUUCAGUUUUCUUAAUAUGUUUUAUAGGUCGAUUUGACUUUGACCUUCACUGCUACAAAUUUCAUCAGGAUAAUUUUACUAAUUUACUAUUCUCAGAGCCAUUGUGCCAUUGAGCAAGAUGUGUCUUGGAUCAAUUUUUCUCAGGAAUUGUUUAGAAUGUUUCACUCCUCAUCUAAGUAGUGAAAAAGUAUGUUGUUAGUUUAGGCUUAUAGCAGAAUAUUUUCUUUUGUUUGAUUUAAAUAACUAUAUUAUUAGCGAUUUUAAAUAUUGCAAAGCACUCACUGCUGGCUUAGUUAGAAAUAAAAUUCGACCUCUUACGUUUUCCUUAAUUAAAGUAUGUAGAGGUUGGGGGCUAUGUAUAAUUAUUGUCAUAAUAUCCAAAUUUGUAUGUUUAUAAUUCUAUAUGUUUAUUUGUUUGUUUAUUUGUAUUAUUACAAGUUAUAUAAUAAAUAGUGUGUUGUUAUUUGUAUUUAUCCAUUUAUAUGUAUUUUUAAAUAUUAAAGAUGCAACGAAGAAAGGUUUUGUGUAUGUAUGAAAGCAGAUUCAGUGCUGAGUUAGAAAAGACUACUAGAAUUGUAUUGUUAGCUGGCUUGGUCGUAGUGUAGGAACAGAGUUUUCUGAUAUAUAAUAUAGGACUGUUUGUUCUAUUUUUUUUCGAGAUAUAAUUUUGAAGACUUGUUUUGUUGAACUGUUUAGAUGUAGUGGUUUGAGUGCCAUCCAACCUUAUGAUAUUUGUCAUACAAUGAAAAUCACGCUAUUUUUUGUGUCUUAUGGCUUGAACAAUGAUACUGUGUAUCGCAAUAUUAUAAUGAUGUGUUCACUUAUCUUAUAUGUAUAUAUUAUCAAAUAAUAAAAUAAAUAAAAACAAAUAAGAAUAA
This is a messenger RNA of Patella vulgata (common limpet), 3553 nucleotides long. RefSeq names its product BTB/POZ domain-containing protein 10. Gene Ontology annotation, molecular function: protein binding. The coding region runs from base 198 to 1559 and encodes 453 amino acids. Lineage: Eukaryota; Metazoa; Mollusca; Gastropoda; Patellidae. The record is from RefSeq and is a predicted model, not a curated record. Gene Ontology annotation, cellular component: cytoplasm. The transcript is spliced from 10 exons. Gene Ontology annotation, biological process: positive regulation of phosphorylation.